AUGUCAAGAAACAUCUCCUACGGCCGCGGAGGCGCAGGCAACAUAACCCGGCAACAGAGCGCGCCCACACCCAAAGACCUCGUCACACCAACAAUCAAACAAGAAGUCUUCACAACAGGCCGCGGCGGCUCAGGAAAUAUGAUGCACAACGAUCCCGAGCGACCACAAAUUGCGCGCGAGUCGCAAGACGUCGAGUCGCCGCCCCUGCGCGCCCAGCAGAUCCCCCACCACACAGGCCGAGGUGGCGCGGCGAACGCUUACAUCCCUACGCCUGAAGAGGAAGAGCGCGAGAAGAAGAUCCACGAGCAGGAGGCGGAGCUUAUUCGUGUUCGCACGCAGUCUAAGGAUCGUGUGAAGGAGAUUGAACAGGAGAGGCAGGAGUUGCGGAAGGAGACGCCUUCUUCUUCUUAG
Penicillium mononematosum is the source of this 411-nucleotide messenger RNA. RefSeq names its product DUF3602 domain-containing protein. The record is from RefSeq and is a predicted model, not a curated record. The transcript has 3 exons. Bases 1 to 411 code for a protein of 136 amino acids. NCBI's taxonomy places the organism in Eukaryota, Fungi, Ascomycota, Eurotiomycetes, Eurotiales, Aspergillaceae.